AUGGCACAUAUCAAUCCUUGUUUUUCUUAUUAUUGUUCUGGACAUGGAUAUGGUCACGCUACCAGAGUUUCUGCAUUCGCUUGCCAUCUCCUUUCCCUCGAACCAACCCCCACUGUUUACAUAGUCUCUUCUGCACCAAAACACGUAUUCUCAGACAGCAUUAGUGCUGGUGCUCGAUACCGCUACGCUGAUAUUGACCCUGUCAUUGUACAACCUAUUGCUUACCGAGUGGAUCGACAGAAGAGCUUUUCGGUAUUGAAGGACUUCCUUCGAAGAAAGGAUGUCAUUCUCGAACAGGAAAGAGCAUGGCUUGCCGAAAUAUGCGCUGAUUGCGUGCUCAGCGAUGCAGCCUUCUUGGGAUGCCUGGCAGCCAAUGCUGCUGGCUUACCUUGCGCCCUCAUAACCAAUUUCACUUUCGACUCAGUGUACAGUUAUCUGUCAACAGGUUUCAAGGACCAGCCGGCUGUUCUUCAAGCGAUACAAUCUCCUUCUGACAACUCAUCAUCUUUAGAAGAUUUCGUUCCAGAUAUCCCCAUUCCUGACUGCGAACUCGAGCCUCUCGUACAACAGAUCUAUGACGGUUAUCGUUGUGCGGACCUUCUUAUACUUUUACCUGGCUACAUCCCUAUUCCUUCGUUCGCUCAAAACGUAGCUUUGCCAUCUCCUUCAUGGACGGAUCAAUCUACAAACACUUUACGUCAAGAUAUUAUUGCACAUCUCAUCCAAUCACCCUCGAUAUACACAUUACAUCCCCCUAUACCCUUCUCUGACACGAACUCCUCUCUUCAAACCAAAGCGAAACCUCUUCCACGUUCUGUUAUUCAGGCACCUUUACUUGUACGAUGUCCAUCGGAAUCUUCUUCAGUGUAUACUCCCGAAGGCCGCUCGAGACUCCUAUCUUCCAUUGGUGUCCCACCGCAUCUGCACGAUCCAGACAAGACCAAAAUACUGAUCGUUUCUUUUGGUGGUCAAGUAUUCCGCAAACCAUCAAGUCGGCCUAGUUCUGGCGACAAAACUCCGUCUAGAACAUCACAUACACGCUCUCCUGGGACUCCAGUGAAUUGUACCUUCGCCGAAGCUCACUCUGGUGGCCCACGCGUGCCCCCAGUAUCAAGGCUGCGUGAAGAUGAGAUUUGCCAUCUUGUCGAUGGUUCACCUCGCAACAAGAGAGCAUCCCUCCCUAGCUUAAUCAUCCCCCCAGCUACAGAGGUUGAAGAGUCUCCCAUCACCAUGUCACCCAGGCUCGCUACCACUUCACAUCUAUUUAUACCAGGCGCUCCUCCAGCAUCCAAGCCUUCGCCAACAACACCUUCAAGUGUGUGCUCUAUUCUUACCGAGUCCAUGACGUCGAUGUCAGUCUUUGACCAUGGCUGGAAUGAAGAGAAAUCUUCAAAUGUCACAAGUUACUCGUAUUUCGACGCAAUCAUCAGUGAACUUGAUGGCCCUCGUCUUCUCCCUGAUGAAUCCUGGAUCGCCGUCGUGUGUGGUGUAUCGAAAGAACAGUGGAGCGUAGAGGGAGGGAAUGAAGAGGAUGGCUUACCAGAAGGAUUCUAUGUCGCUCCGAAAGAUGUUUACAUGCCAGAUCUCACAGCAGCGGCAGACGUCCUCCUAGGGAAGCUGGGGUAUGGAACGGUGUCAGAGUGCGUAGACUCUUACACGCCCUUUGUUUUCGUAUCUCGCCCCUUAUUUGUUGAGGAGCACGGAUUACGGCUUCUUCUAGAUCGCGAUGGAGUAGGAAUAGAGCUUUCUCGGGGUUCAUACGAAGCGGGAGAUUGGGGAUCAGCCGUCGAGAAAGCUUGGUACCUCGGACGACGUGCCAAGUCGAUACGAAGGGGCAGAGCAGCGCUAGGGAUAGGUCUAGAACAGAGGCGCGAGGAGGGACGAGAGUUGGCGAAGAAGGUUGUGGAUUGGACCAAGUCAUGGCAUGGAUCCUCGACAGACUCUUAAAGACAAUGCAAGCCAACAUCUGGUGGCACAGUAAGGAUUAAUCACUUCUAACUUCUAAUAUAUGACACUGCUAUUGGACUUGUAUCAGUAGACUUUGAACCAUUAGUACUUGGACUACUUGUUUUAUUUUACGCCGUUGUAGUGGACUUGCAUAUGCGCCCAUACAAUAUGAUCCG
Serpula lacrymans var. lacrymans S7.9 is the source of this 2123-nucleotide messenger RNA. RefSeq lists its product as uncharacterized. The transcript is spliced from 6 exons. The record is from RefSeq and is a predicted model, not a curated record. Lineage: Eukaryota; Fungi; Basidiomycota; Agaricomycetes; Boletales; Serpulaceae. The coding region runs from base 1 to 1947 and encodes 648 amino acids.